UACUGUGAUACUGUCAACGAAUGUCAGUUGGUUGAUGUUGAGAAAGUUGCAAAGAUUUCCUGGUUUUGUUAGAUUCGCAAAAGCCUGAUGAUCAAUGUUAUUGUUCGCAAUGUAUAAAAAUGGGACAUUCAAACAAUUCAUUUUAACUUCCGAAUAAUAUGUAACUAAAUUCAGUGUUAAUUUGUGUUAACAGUGCACCUGAUGUGUCAGUAAACAUGUUAUCCAGAUUUCACCACUAUCACGGCUCGAACAUUAUUCUCUUUGAAGAGAACACAGUGGCUUAUCGAAAGGCUAGUUUUGCCCAUGGAUUGACUUUUAGUGAGAAGCCUCUGCUGCCAGGGGAAAUAUUUUUAGUAGAGAUAGAGAAAACGGAACGCGGAUGGAGCGGGCAUAUGAGGCUGGGUCUCACGCUUCUGGAUCCGCAGACGGCAGCUUUAGGAGAUAAGGGCUUACCGCAAUAUGCGCUCCCAGAUUUGGCGAACACUGGUAUGUCUUGGAUUUUUCCUAUUUCAAAGUCUCAGAACAAUGUACUAAUUGAACUUGUAAACCAAGCAAGUGGGCGGCGCGAGUGCGAGCCCCGCGUAUCUGUGCUGGGCGAUGGCCACAGCGUUCGAACGCCUCGCGGCUACAUAUCUAAAAUGGUCCUAAAACCGCAAACUUUAUCACAAAAUGGUACACCGCAAGGCAUAUUACCUAUGGAUGCUGGCAGUCGCAUUGGUGUUAUGUUUGUCCCAUGUCCAAAGACUAGUAAAGAUGAUCCUGACAUGGCAGAGAUGCAUUUCAUUAUUAAUGGUGAAGACCAAGGACCAUGUACUAAAGCAAUACCAUACUCAAGAGGACCGCUGCAUGCUGUGGUUGAUGUUUAUGGAACUACAAAACAAGUGAAAAUUGUUCAACUUUAUGGAGUCAAAACUCUGCAGUCCGUCUGCCGAGACGCGAUACUCCAGUACGUACAGGAUGGCUCUGUGAAGUCACUGCCCUUGCCUAAAUGCAUGAAAGACUUUCUACUCUCAUAGAUGAGGCUAAAGCUUGAAUAAGUCACGAGAAGACAAUAAGGCUGUUACUGAACAACUGCAGUAGAUAUAAUUGGCAACAUGGAUUUAAUGAGCCCUUCAUUUGUGUUGUAGUGUGAGUAAAAACAGUUUAUUUGUAAAUACCAUAGGGUUAUGGAAGCUAGGGCCUGGAACUAUUGAGAUUUGUCUAGUAAAACAUUGCAUACUCAAGGAUGUUUAUUUGCAUAAUAGUUUGCAAGGUUUUUUUAAUAUAUCUGUUAAGUUUGUUGCUGUUAAAAAAAUUAAAGUAAUCAAGCUAUGAAUACACUUGGCAACAAAUUUAUGAUGACAUUGAUGACCUAUUGUGCAGUUGCGAGAUGGCAUUGUUGCCUAGUGUAUCUCUGGCUUAAAGUAUAAAAAGAACAUAGGGGGCAAGGACAAGUUUUUUUUCUUCAUUUUCGUUAUGAUUUACAUGAAGGGCUCAUAUGUUUAUUACUCUGUUUUUUAAUUGCUUAUUUAUUUUCUGAGGAAGUCAUUACCAAUUGUAAUGACAGGGUUUUCAAUCCUUUGGCACAAACUUAGUAUUUCUGUAUCUCAUGAUAACAUAGACUUUGCAAGCUCAAGCACAUUUAUUUUAAUAAUUAUAAGUCACUUAUUCACAUCUCAUUAUUUUACUUAGUGACUAUGCCAUUUUACUUGCAUUCUGUCCUUUCUUCUGAUAGUAAAACAAUUCUAAUAAUAAAAAAACAAGUUAGUAAUGUCCUUUUCAGUCCUCUUCAUUUGGUAAAGUUUUUUGAUACUUGUGAAGUUUUGACCAUGGUCUAAAAACUUAUAUAACAUUCCACCGAUUUUCUUGCAUAUUUGUAUCUAAUAUUUGUCUAUUUAUAUCAUAAUACACCACAAAUUGAUCAUCAUAAAAAUGCAUUGUGUAAUAUUAUUAUUUGUUAAACAAUCAUGAAAAUUUAAAUGAAUAUACUAAUUUAUUAUUUUCUUGUGAAUGAGGAAUGAUCUAAAACUUGUAAAUAAUUAAUAUAAUUUUAUUAUGCUAUCUUUGAAUAUAUUUUUCAAAACUUUCCGAGACUAAUUCAAUUUCUACAAAAACCUAUAACAUAAACUUGUUUUUGCAAUAGUUAGUUUUUAAUCAGCUAUGUUUAUACAGACAUAAAGUGUGCACAUCUUUUAAAAUUGCAGUGGGAACUAGGGACUGAUACCCAUAUCAUUUCGAUCGAUCGGAUAGAUAUCGUAAACGAUCGGUCGCAUCGAAAGCGCCAGCCACACACGAGACGAUCGAUCGUUUACGAUAUCAUAUAUAAACGAUAAUGAAACGAUAAACUUUCCGUACGUUGUAUGGACAAUUGUAUGGAUGGAAACUUUCCAUUUCAUAAAUUUAAAUUCCCUUUAUUUUUCGUGAGUUUCGUAAAUUUUUCAAGAAAUAUAAGACCUUUUUUGAAAGUUUCCGCAACUUGCACAUCACUACUUUGGCACAACUUAUAGGCAGCAAAACAUGAAAUUUUUGGUAUGCCAUUUGCGAAGUCUGUAGAAUCCUUUAACCAAAUUAAUAAUAGCAGACUUAUUGGGAUUGAUGCGACCAUUGUUCAUAAUAUAACUCAUAAAAUGGUUCCUCGUUCAAUGACAGAUAAAUAGCACUAUUUGAAUUGUUAAAGAAAUGUGUAAAAUAAAUUCGAAACAUAGAUUGUACUAUGUAGUUAGUGAUAGAUAAGUAUGAUUAUAAUUCAUAUAUUAUAAUUUAUUGUUUAAAACUUGA
Leguminivora glycinivorella is the source of this 2757-nucleotide messenger RNA. Its product is annotated as neuralized-like protein 2. The transcript is spliced from 2 exons. Gene Ontology annotation, biological process: intracellular signal transduction. The coding region runs from base 216 to 1016 and encodes 266 amino acids. NCBI's taxonomy places the organism in Eukaryota, Metazoa, Arthropoda, Insecta, Lepidoptera, Tortricidae. Gene Ontology annotation, molecular function: ubiquitin protein ligase activity. The record is from RefSeq and is a predicted model, not a curated record.